AUGGGUGUGACAUUCAAGGGAAUUGUCAGUCGUGUGAUUCAGGGUAUCAUGGUCAUCGAUGUGAAUAUGAAUGCAAUUGCAAAAAUAAGACACAUAAAGACUGAACCAUUAAAUACAGACACCAAAACGGAUGAGUUAUCAAAUACUACGACUAUUGCUGCAAUUGGUGGAGGCAUAGGAGGUGUUGUUGUUAUUGCUGCCAUUGUAGUGACGAUCCUUUUCUUACUCAGAAAAAGGAGAACACGAAAACCGUAUGAGGAAUACACAGACGGUGUUGGUAACGAAUAUCACACAAUCGGACCUGUUUCUGAAGGAGAUAAUAAAGCGAAAACAUCACCACAGACAUCAGGAUAUAGUCCUGCCAGGUAUGACACAGCUGCAAAUAUUGUAAGGAUCGGUGAAUCUUUGGAAGCCCGCGAAGAGGAUGAACUUGAAAUAGACUUGGACGAAGAGAGGAGAACACAGAAAAGGAAACUGGCCAAGAAGGUUGAGGAGAACGUUUACUACAUCCGGUUACAGGAUAUCGAGAAACGAAAAGUGAAAGUGGAGGAAAUGGCGGCUUUUGUGGAUGAAAAGACUCUGGCCUACUAUGAGGAGGAAUUUGAUAAAUUCUCUGACGGCCUCACAAGGAGCUGUGACGUUGCAAAAUUACCUCUAAACAGGGCGAAAAACAGAUACAAGGGAUUAUAUGCCUGUAGUUCUACCUUUUAAGUUUUUU
Molecule: messenger RNA, 718 nt
Organism: Mya arenaria
Lineage: Eukaryota; Metazoa; Mollusca; Bivalvia; Myida; Myidae
Exons: 6
Coding region: 1-711 (236 amino acids)
Source: RefSeq, a predicted model, not a curated record